Molecule: messenger RNA, 816 nt
Organism: Paramecium sonneborni
Lineage: Eukaryota; Ciliophora; Oligohymenophorea; Peniculida; Parameciidae
Source: the annotation of a GenBank genome assembly
AUGUUAAAAUUUCUUGAAAAUAGAGAUCCUCCUAGAAUUAAAAGAGGUUAAGAUUUUAUGCGUUUUGAGAGUAAAAGUCAUCUACCAAAUAAUAAAUAAUUUAACAGCCCAAUUCAUUAAGAUGCAGUUAUUCAUCAUGAUAAUCCUCAAUAUUAUGUUACAAAGAAAUUACCUCCUAUUUCUAUUUAUAAUCCUUUAGUUUAAUUGACAGACUCAGUAGAAAGACCAGAAUACAUAGUCAAAUAAAAAGAAAUUUAUCAUCCUCGUUAUAUGGAAGAAUAUAAAAAAAAAGGGUUCAAAAAAAAGUAAGGAAUUUUUGAAUCAUUCUAACAUUUACUGAAUUAGAAUCAAAUUUUAAUUAAUGGUGUUCAUCCCGAUAAAAAACCUUUGUCUUUUCCUGCUAUAAGAGAAUAUCAGAAAAGAAAUUAUUAACAUUCAAACUUAGAUAAUUAACUAUCAUCAAGAAGCUAAGACAGCUAAAAUAUAAAUAGAACUAAUUAAGAUAGUAACAAAUCUUAAAUGAAGAGUGUUAAAAAGAACUCAAAUUAUUAAGUAUCAGAAUAAAGUAAAUUAAGGACUGACAAUAAGAGCAUUUAAGCAAGUUUAGAAAGAAUGAGUAUAUAAAAGAAAACUGAAUCUUCUUUUGAGUAUAGUUCAAAAAUCUUACAUUCUUAUUUAAUUCGAUAAGAAGAAGAGGAAGAAAAAGAAAGAUAGAUGCGUUAAUUAAGUAUUUUUGAUAAAAAGAUUAAAGAAAUUAGAAUUAAUUAUGAUAAACAUGGGAAAAGAAAAGUAAAAAUUGAUUAGAUACCUGAUUGA